AUGGCAUGCCAAAGGUCCGUCCUGCUUUUCUUCUGCCUAGUGCUCUCAGUCAGCAUCCAUCUGUCCAAAGCUCAGCACUGGUCCCACGGUUGGUACCCUGGUGGGAAGAGAGAGGUUGACUCACCACAGAGUCCAGAGGUCACUGAAGAUAUCAAACUGUGUGAUGGAGAAGACUGCACUUACUUGAAGAUCCCCAGAGAUAAAAUUGUGAAGAGUCUACUGGCUGACAUGCUAGCAAGACAACUUCAGAAGAAAAAAUGACGCCGCUUUUCACAUUCUCC
Molecule: messenger RNA, 281 nt
Organism: Elgaria multicarinata webbii
Lineage: Eukaryota; Metazoa; Chordata; Lepidosauria; Squamata; Anguidae
Product: progonadoliberin-2
Exons: 3
Coding region: 1-261 (86 amino acids)
Biological process (GO): multicellular organism development
Cellular component (GO): extracellular region
Molecular function (GO): gonadotropin hormone-releasing hormone activity; gonadotropin-releasing hormone receptor binding
Source: RefSeq, a predicted model, not a curated record